GGGCAAGGGCUUCGGCAAGGACAAGGGCGGCAAAGGCUCUGGCAAGGACGGCGGCAAGGCCGGCGGCAAGGCCACGGGGCCAAAGGGCGGCGCCCCGGCGCCGUGGCACCCCCACCGCCGCUGAGCGCCGGACGGCGCUCCCAGGGCACUGGGGGCCGGCGACAGUGCCCAGGAAACGGAAGAGGAUUUUUCGGAUUCCUCGCGACAGCCGCAGCUGGGAGAUGAGUGCGAUGACCCAGUGCACCACAUGGUGAAAGAAUGGCACGCUGCUGUUUCGCCCAGCGAGGAGGGCGAAGGCCCCCUUUCGCGAGAGCAGAAAUGCAUUCUUGAAGAAAUGGUGCACAGUCCGGCGGCGUGGUACGCCAGGGUUGUAGCCCUCCUACAGCACUGGAGGUCUCGCAAGCGAGCAGGGCAGCAGCGCUUGGACCAGUGGCGCGCUUCGCUCCCAGCGCACGAGAAGCAUGUUCUGGGGAAGCUGGACCCGUUCAUGCUGCAGGACAUGUUUUUGGAAAGCGGGCGUGCCGACGCUGAGUACGUGGCAGACCUCAUGCGAGGCUUCCCCCUCGCAGACGUCGUGGGGGUCGGCGGCAUUGGGUCGGACGUGCCCGGAGGCACGUGCAGCCGCGGGAGGCCCGGCUGGGGCGGCCCGCUGCCGCUGGAGACCCUCCGCGCUUGGCGCUCUGACUUGAAUGCAAAGGCGCUGCAAGCAGCCGAAGCCCGCCGCCCCGAGACCGAGGACGAGCGCGAGCUCGCUGCAGCCAUCUGGGCGAAGGUCCAGAAGGACGUGCAGGCCGGCAGGACAGGGCCCCUGAGAGAGGUGCACGAGGUCGACCUCGACAACGUAUUGCUCGUGGAAUCCUUUGGGAUUUGGGAAGAACGCGGCUGUUCCGGUAGGAAAGCCCGAGAGAUCCACAACUUCCGCAAGAACUUCGUAACCGAAUGUGCUUGGAUGCCGCAAAAGUUCAGGUACGACACGUUGGAUCACAUGUUCAAGGGCAUUGCUGUCGUGGCCUCUCAGAGUGAACGACUAGGCGUACCACGCAACAUCGCUCUCGGAAAGACUGACUUCCAAUCAGCUUUCAAGACGCUCCCGCCUGACAAGGAUCAGGAAUGGAUGUGUUGGUCCCUAAUAUUCAACCCUGAAUUGGGUCGGUACCAAGUCGCGCCACUUUGGUCGCAUGUGUUCGGCAAUCUGGGAGGCGUGGCUGGCUGGUACAGAACAGCCCGCGCCCUCCAGCACAUCGCCACGAAGACGUUCUCUCUGCCCGUGUUCUUCUACGUGGACGACGUCUUCUGGGCGGCCGCGGGAUACCGGCUCCCCAACGGAGCGGCCCAGUCAGACUGGGUAGCAACGGUGUUCAGGGAAAUCGUCAGCGACUUCCUCGGCUGGGACCUGGAUCCCGAUAAGACCGUGGUGUCUGCCACUCUCCCGCUCCUGGGGCUGCUGCUCACGGUCGAGGACAAGAGCGUCCAGUGGCGCCUAGGCGAGCAGAAGCGGCAGUUGUGGAUCUUUGAACUAAGAGGCAUCUUGGCUGAGGACUGGCUGACCCCAGGACACGCUUCGAAGCUGUGUGGCAAACGUGCCUUUUUAAACACGCAUGUCUUCAAUCGCCUGGGUCGGGCGUUGCUGCGGCCAUUGAUUUGGAGGCAACGUCAGUCGGCCGGUUCCUUUCACCUUACGAAUCGUAUCCGGCAUUCCUUAGAGUGGUUCUUAGAGGUGCUACACUCAGGCCUGUCAAGGGCGGCCCCGCUCCCUCCGCCCCGCUCCGCCCCUGCCGCCCUAUUGUACUCCGACGCAGAGGGUACAGGCCAUGUGGGGGCCGUUGCAGUGACCGGGCACGACCGGCCAGUCUUCCUGCAGGGCCGGGUCCCGGCGAGCGUGAAAAGGCAGUUGCUUGGGCGCCAGACGAACAUAGUGGCCUUCGAGCUGCUGGCGGGACUGAUUGCCCUGGUUGCCCUGUGCCCGGAACGCCUUCGAGGCUGCCGGGUGGUCCAUUACGUGGACAACACCGCGGCGUUAGCGUGCGUUGUCAGAGGUUUUUCAAAGAAAAAAGACUUAGCCGCUAUCGCCGGCCGUCUUUGGUACGAGGCCGCGGCGAUGGGCAUUCAGUUUGAAGUAUAUUAUGUAAAUACGAAAGCGAAUCUGGCAGACGGCCCCUCCCGAGGGGAUCUGCGGAUACUCCGGACACUCGGAGCACAGGAACGUCUAGACUGGAUAUUCCCAGACUUUUCACAGGGCCUUGACGGAUGGAUGCAGCUCCGUGGCGAAGCCAACCGCUUGGUCUUCUGACCGCUGGAAG
Prorocentrum cordatum is the source of this 2300-nucleotide messenger RNA. The record is from the annotation of a GenBank genome assembly. Lineage: Eukaryota; Dinophyceae; Prorocentrales; Prorocentraceae.